This is a messenger RNA of Parnassius apollo (apollo), 282 nucleotides long. The record is from the annotation of a GenBank genome assembly. NCBI's taxonomy places the organism in Eukaryota, Metazoa, Arthropoda, Insecta, Lepidoptera, Papilionidae.
AUGCAUCGACUUUUUGCUGAGCUGGAGCCAUCUGUAACCGUCACCGAGCAAAACCUGGCAGACCGAGUUCGGUAUAUCUUGCGCUCAAAUACAUUUGAUGUCACCGAAUUCGAACGGCUACGACGUGAGGCUGUUCCUUCAUCGGGUGAAAAUGCUGCGGCUGAGGAUGCGGCGCCACAACUUGCCGAGCAAACGGCAAAUGUGGAUGCCGCCGUGAAUACGCCAGUUGUGGUUGAUUCAAACGAUGAUGGAAGUCGCCAGUCGCCCAGGAACUGGAACUAG